Papilio polytes (common Mormon) is the source of this 2738-nucleotide messenger RNA. RefSeq names its product integrin alpha-PS4-like. Bases 54 to 2738 code for a protein of 894 amino acids. Gene Ontology annotation, molecular function: integrin binding. The transcript has 24 exons. NCBI's taxonomy places the organism in Eukaryota, Metazoa, Arthropoda, Insecta, Lepidoptera, Papilionidae. The record is from RefSeq and is a predicted model, not a curated record. Gene Ontology annotation, biological process: cell adhesion mediated by integrin; cell-matrix adhesion; integrin-mediated signaling pathway. Gene Ontology annotation, cellular component: external side of plasma membrane; integrin complex.
UCAAAUGUGCGUCAACAGUCAGUGCGAUAUUUAGAUCAUUAAUUAAACUCAGGAUGCAUUAUUCAAAAUGGACGGCUGUUAUAGUACAAAUAUUCGUUAUACCAAACUUUGCAUUAUAUCAUAUAAAGUCAAUGAAAUCAAUAGUUCCAGAGACGUAUUUAUCUAAUGAUUCAUUCUUCGGAUAUAGCAUCGCAUAUCAACCACACAUACGAAGAUUGGUGAUAAGUGCUCCAAUGGCGGACUUUACAGGACUCAUUUAUGUUUAUGACAUAGACAAAGACAAUUUAAUGAGAGAUAACAUCAAUAUAUUAACAGAUGACAACACUACGAAACCUUGGCUCGGGGCAACAGUUAAGACGGGGAAAUCUUUUUAUACGACCUGCGCUCCACGGCCAGUCCAGGCCGGUACGGUUCUCGGUACAUUUGGAAAAUGUUUCACGAAGAUUUUCCAAGGCGGCAGUAAAACGAUCGCUAUGCCUGAGAUGUUAAAGGUAGACCGUUUUAAGGAUAUAGUUACCUACGGUCAUAGAAUGGAUACAUUCGGGUGGAGUAUUGAAAUCACUGAAAAUGACCGCAUUUUAAUCGGUGGUCCAGGAAUUGCAAAAGGUCGAGUAAUACAAUAUGAAAAUAUAACUAACUCCCCACAACUAAUAUCGCCUCAAAGUUCACAUUUAGCGGAUGACAAGACUUUUUUCAACUUUGGUUACGGAAUAGCCAGCGGUCAUUUUUUUUCUGACGAAAUAACUUACGUUAUUAGUUCUCCGUAUGGUAACAAUGGAGUUGGUCAGCUACUCUUCUAUAAAGAAAAUGGGGAAUAUAUACAGACGAUUCUGGACUCGGAAUCAAGAUUGGGGACUCUGUUUGGUGCAGUUCUUUGCACGCUGCAGUUGACUGGCGACCGCCAUUCUCUAUUAGUCGCUGCUCCGACUUAUGUACCUAAAGAUACCAGCGAUGCUGAUAUCGGCGCUGUACAUAUUUAUAUGCCGAAUGAUAAGUCGCUGACAUUAACGAGGACUAUCAAAGGGAGAGAAGUCGGAGGUCGCUUCGGCAGCGCCAUUGUUAACCUCGGAGAUAUCGAUUCAGAUAAAUUAGAUGACGUGGCGAUUGCAGCGCCAUAUGAAAACGGCGGUCAAGGCGCUGUCUACAUUUACACGGCGAGAAAUAUUCUGUCAGAGAAUGACAAUAUGGAAGUUAAGUACACACAGAAGGUGCUUCAAGAAACGUCUAGAAGUUUCGGCCUCAGCUUGACUGCAUUGCGAGACCACGACGAAAACGGAUGCAAUGAAUUGGCGAUCGGAGCUCCGGAAACCAACGAAGUCUUCAUUUUAAGUUGUUUUCCUACGAUUUAUUUAAGAGUCUACUCGGAAUUUACUAAUCAAGAGAAUCGUAACAAUACAGAGAAAGAUCAGUUUACAUAUAGAUCCUGUUUCGAGGUGAAAUUUCCCGAGAAACCUGAACAAAUUGUAGCCGAUAUCUUGGUUACCGUAAACAUGAUGCAUCCAAGCGCCAAAUUUAACGGAAGUGAAAAUAGAGAUAUAUCCUAUGUAGAGAAUUUAAACAGAAACAUAAGUGUAUAUUGUAGAGAUAUACAAGUGUUAACUCCUUUAGACAAAAAUACUGAGCUGUAUCCAAUACAAAUGUCGAUUAAAGCUGAACUGGCAAAUGAUCCGACUCGGUCUGAGAGUUUCGACGCGAACCGCGCUGUGGUCGCCGCGCACAGCCUCCUCUUCGCGCGCGACACGCGUCGCGUCUCCGAUUGCAACUUCUCUUACUGUGUACCAAAUAUCACAACCUUAGCUUCUACCACAUUCACGUCGCCUUAUACAGUGGGUUCCACGGACACGGAAAGUAUCAGUUUGAGUAUGAGCAACUCGGGAGAGACUGCGUAUAAUGCGUGUUUGCGCGUUCACGUCGACGCCGCGCGCGUGCUGCUCGCCCCCGCCUGCACGCGACAACAACAUACCUUAAUCUGCGAGCCUAUGACUCCGAUCAAGCAAAACGAGACUUGGAAUGUUCAAAAAAUUAUUCUCGAAACGAAAUACUUGACAAAUCGAGAUAAACGCAUUAACAUCACUAUAAACACGUACAACCACUGCGAAAACGAAACUGAUAAAAUAACAGAGGAAUUGGUUAUUGAAUUACAAAAUGAUCUUACAAAUUUAAUUUUGACAAGUGAAGCAAUACCAGGCGAUAUUGUUAAUAUUUCACAAGUUAAUUUGGAUACAGAAAUCAGUCAUUUUUACACGAUUACAAACAAAGGUUCUACAAACUGGUUAAAUAUGAAAAGUGAAAUAAUACUAGACAGUAAAUAUGCGGAAAUCAAGAAACCAAUAAUAAUUUACACUGACAAACGCAAUGUGACAUGUUACCCUGAUUUACAAUCACGUUGUGCGAUCGACAAAAUUACGAAAAACCAAAAAAUAUACAUAAUGGUCAAUUUGAGAAUACCACCAAUACCAAAUGAGGAACUUAAAAACAUCAGCAUUAUGACGCAGCUCAAUUUAAUUGAAAAUGAAGUAAUUAAAACCGUUAGUGCACUGAGUACGCUGGUGAUAGUAGAAAUGCCCCACAUUUCUCUCUGGAUAUACCUGGUCGCCGGCGUCGUUGCCAUUCUCGUCUUAGUUAUUCUAAUAAUUAUAUUUUACGAAUGCGGUUUUUUGCAACGAAAGAAUAAAGAAAAAUUGCGAGAUCUGAAGAAGGACGUCAGAAGGCAGAGCAUGGUAACAUUUUUUAUUUAA